This is a messenger RNA of Ostertagia ostertagi, 984 nucleotides long. Lineage: Eukaryota; Metazoa; Nematoda; Chromadorea; Rhabditida; Trichostrongylidae. The record is from the annotation of a GenBank genome assembly.
AUGGCCGGCAAACCUUGGCGAUUGAAACCGGCACUAUACACGACUAGCCUCGUCUACAUAUCUAUUCAAGUUGCUUUUCUAUCAUUUUUAUGUAGCUAUUAUGGUUACGGCCUAUCAAAUUUAACAAGAUGGACCAUCGAUCGACUAGAAGAGUACGAGUAUACUCGCGGGAAGUUGGCGUGGUUAGGGGAAUCAUGGAGAGGUGCCAGGAGCAGUAUGAAAAUACAAAAACGCAAGGCAACUCAAAGUGACGUCAAGGUUAUAUGCGAACCGGAGAUCAAAUUGGAGGAGGAAAUGCAAAUUCUGAACGCCGAGCAACUUUCGCUUUUUGAUGGAACUCGACCUUCACGACCUGUUUACUUGGCAAUCCUUGGCCGUAUAUACAAUGUUGAAAAGGGGAGGAAACAUUACGGGAAAGGAGGUGGCUACCACUUCUUUGCAGGGCGCGACGCUACGAGGGCGUUCGUAAGUGGUGAUUUCACGGAAAGUGGAUUGGUUGAUAAUACCGAUGGGCUUUCUCAUGAUGAUUUGUUAGGAAUUCGUGAUUGGAUCUCAUUUUAUGAGAAAGACUACAAGUUGGUCGGUGUUCUUGUUGGUAGGUAUUAUGAUGCUAAUGGACAGCCAACGCAGGAGCUACGCGAUGUAUUAGGCCGUAUGCAAACCGCAGCUGAAUGGAAAGCUUCCAGGGCCGCAGAAGCUGAGGUUUUCCCACCAUGUAACAGCGAAUGGCAUCAAAAUAGCGGAGGGCGGGUGUGGUGUUCCAUGAAGAGUGGAGGCAUUCAACGAGAUUGGGCUGGAGUACCAAGGUUACUCUACGAUCCAAACACAAAACAACAACGAUGUGCUUGUGUAAAAAAUUUUGGUGCGGGUUUAUCGCCAGUUGGAUCCAAAGGGAAUAAUCGAGGAGAUCUUGACCAUCCGAAUCUAAGGCAGUAUCCAAAAUGCUCGCCUUCAUCUAACAGCUGUCGAAUUGAGAACGAUUGA